This is a messenger RNA of Stegostoma tigrinum, 5349 nucleotides long. Its product is annotated as zinc finger protein 319-like. NCBI's taxonomy places the organism in Eukaryota, Metazoa, Chordata, Chondrichthyes, Orectolobiformes, Stegostomatidae. The transcript has 2 exons. The record is from RefSeq and is a predicted model, not a curated record. The coding region runs from base 415 to 2184 and encodes 589 amino acids.
CGGCAGCAGAGACAGGAAACUCCGCGGCAUCUCUUGGCUUCCUGUUUACGCGGGCCGAGCCGAAGAGGACCGGGCCGGGCCGCGCCGCGCUGGAGCGGAGCCGAGGAGCCGGUGCGAACAGGAGUAUUCAGCGGCUCGACUGACACCUUGAAGCGUCCCGGACAACCGUGAGAGCCUUCCAACCCCGAGACCAAGGAAGGGGGGGGAGAGAGAUAGAGGAAAGGCCGUGGCUCGGGGGUGGGGGCGAAAGGCCGGGGCCUGGGUGGCGCUCGGAGCCUGCUCUUCUCAUCAAGUUCCCCCAGCAGAUAAGUUCGACCAGUGCUGUUUGUUCAGUGUGGAAUUGGUGAGAGGCAUCCAUCGUUUUGACAAUUUCACCUUGGGAAGUAAUUGUUUUCCAAUGUGAGUCCAUUCAACAUGACAGAGUGUUGGGAGGAGCACCCAGCUGCCCCACCCUUGGUGGAGAACUGCAUUCCCCAGACCACUGAGCGUGCUCUUGAGUUUGCGAUCGUGUUCCCUACUGAUGGAGCCCUUCAACAGCAUCAGCCAGUGUCAGCUGAGAGCUCCCAAAAAUGCAACAUGUGUGGCCAGACGAUCACGCAGCUGUCAGAGCUCCAGCAGCACCCGUGCUUUGUCAACAUGAACCGCUUCUACCAGUGCGCCCAGUGUCAGAAGACCUUCAGCCACUCCAACGACUUGUUGCAGCACCAGUGUGGCCAAGUGGAGGAGAAGCCCUUUAUCUGCCAUGUUUGCAAGAUGGGCUUCUCCCAGUUGCUGGCACUGGUCCAGCACCAAAAUGUCCACAAUGAAAACAACCCCUUCAAGUGUACCAUCUGUGGUGAGAACUUCCAGCAGUCGUCGGAACUUAUCCUGCACCAGCGGGUUCACAUCGAGGAUCAGCCCUUUGAGUGCACUGUGUGCAAGAAGAGGUUCAAGGACUCUUCAGAGCUGGUGGCACACCAGCAGUUCCACGCACCCGAGAAACCCUUCAAAUGCAGCGUGUGCCAGAAGGGCUUCAAGAAGUCGUCGCAGCUGGUCCGACACCAGUACAUUCACGGUGAGAAGCCCUUCAAGUGCUCGGCUUGUGAGAAGUCUUUCCGCCAUGCCUCUGAGCUGCAGCGACACCAGAGGGUGCACACCGGUGAGCGGCCCUUCAAAUGCAAUCAAUGCGACAAGACCUUCAGCCAGUCCUCUCACCUGGCACACCACCAGCGCAUCCAUUCAGGCGAAAGGCCCUAUGACUGUGGUGUCUGCCACAAGAGCUUCAAGCACCGCUCGCACCUGGUGCGCCACAUGUGUGUCCAUGCUGGCGAGGACAUGUUCAAGUGUGUUAUCUGUCAUGUGGGCUUCAAGCAGCCUGGAGAAUUGCUGCAGCACCAGUGCACGACAGAGCCUGAGCGACCCUACAAGUGCAGCCAAUGCAACAAGAGCUUCAAGCGCUCUUCCUACCUUCAGCACCACCAACGUGUCCACUCAGGGGAGAGGCCUUUCAAGUGUACGACCUGCCAGAUGAGCUUCAAGCAGCUGUACGCACUGGUGCGACAUCAGCGCACCCACACUGGGGACAAGCCCUACAAAUGCACCGUCUGUGACAAAGGCUUCAGUGAAUCCUCUCACCUCCUGUACCACCAGCACAUUCAUACUGGCGAGAGUGUUUUCCAAUGCACAGGAUGCCAGAAGGGUUUCAAAGACUCAUCAGAGCUCUUGCGUCACCGCUGCGCCAGGGUGGAGGGCAAACCCUUCAAGUGCACUGUCUGCCAGAAAGCUUACAAGCGGGUUUCAGCCUUGCAGCUCCAUGAAUCGACCCACGUGGAGGAGAGGCCAUUCAAGUGUAAUGCCUGCGAGCGACGCUUUGCAUGUUCCUCAGAUUUGGUGGAUCACCAGUGUCGGCCUGCCAAGGAAAAGCCGCUGAAGUGUAGCGACUGCGAAAAGAGGUUCAAAUAUUCCUCAGACCUGGAGCGUCAUCGGCGCGUUCAUACAGGGGACAAACCUUUUAAAUGCAUCACUUGUGACAAGGGCUUUAAGCAGAAGGAACACCUGAUAAAGCACCAGAAUGUCCACGCCAGAGAGAGUCAGUGUAAGUGCACGUGGUGUGGUGAGAGGUUUACAGAGCUAAGCUAUCUACAGGAGCACUGCCUUCAACACACAGCGCAAAACUCCUAUGAAAGUUCUGCUUGUGGACAGUGAUUUUUAUUUCUUUUCAAAUUUAGUUUUGAAAGCCUGAUCUUGGUUAAACUUGUACAAACUGUGGCACAGAGAGAUUUGUACAGGUUGACAGGCAGCAUUAGCCCUUAAAGCAAGGUGUCCAAGCUUUGUGGGUGAAAUGUGGUAUAAUAUCAGCUACCCCACCCCCAACCCUCUCUGCAUUGAAUUUCAUUCCAGUUUCCCAUCAAUUCUCUGAUACCAACAGGUCAUUUUUUCCAAUUUAGGGUACCCCAACCUCCAGGUCCACACGGUCAAAAUGGGACAAAGCAGAAAGGAUGGUAUUUCAGUGCAAAUAGAACUGAGUUGUUGGGCCAUGUUGAUCAUAUUGUCAGGAUUCAGAAGGAUUGGUCGGAGUUUAGAUACUGCCCUGAGUGAGUUGCUGUCCAAUUUUGACACAGCCAAUUCCAGUGAGCUGUAAGUGCCACUUCAGUAACUUGGAUUCUUCUUCAGUCACCUGUGACUGUGUCCUGCUGAGAAUAUUCAGGUGUUUUUUUUUAAGCAGAUACUUACGCCUCAGUGCACUUUCUUUUGUAUGAGAGCAAUUUCCCUCUUGUGUGCGCUCGCCAUAGCUAUGAAAGUCAUGUCCCAAGAUAAUGCAGCUGUACCUCUGAGCAUUGCCCCUUCCACCCUCCAACCUUUCUCGUUCUCUGUCAUACCAAUAUCCACAACGUGACCAGGUAGGAUGUAACAAUUGUAUCAUUUGUAGCAAAACUGAUUUGAAAAUUGAGGCUUAUCAACUUUGUUGGAAUAAAACUCCAAAGUAGAAAGAAAUAUUGUAUGUCUUGACAUCAUGGAGCUCUGAAGUGUGGGGAUCUAUUUUAGAAUCAGUGUUUUUGUGCAAUGUCAGCAAUGCCAUUAUUUCAGAUUGCAAUGUUUGUUGGACCUUGGUCUGCAACUGUCCAGUUGUAUUCAAUGGGAUAGAGAAAUACUCAACUUUACUUCAGAUCUCUCCCACUGUUGGAACUUGGACUGUGUUCCAGAACUGUGCUUAGUUCUAAUCCCAUCAUCUCCUUUCCCAUAAUUUGAAAUCACUGCAGAGUACUUUGGUCUACUUUUCGGAUGAAAAGUUGAUUUAUCAUAAUCCUUGUUUUUGUGAAGAGAAAAUUUAAAGAAAUAGGAUGUACAGGUAAUAUAUUUGUAAAACAGCUUGAUCCUGCGAACCAUUCAGUAAUUUGCUGAUUUUGUCAAUUCCAUUCUCUGGUCUCCCUGCCUCGUGGGCCAGCCCUGAGGGCUUGGAGGUCUGUGCAGUGUCUUUCUCCCAGGCAUCUACCAUGUAUUUGGCUGUUAGAAAGUGCAUGAAUCUGGCUUUGGGGCAUUACUUUGUCUCUUGGCCUUUGCACUUACCCAAAGCAAACAGCAGUGAGUAAACGUGCAAACUGCAUCUUUUAUGGAAUGCCAUAGCUCAAGUAUCCUAAGCCAUCACGGCAUCUGGGAUAUGUUGCUAUUAGCAGCACCUUGUAGAACAAAUCUUGUAGAUGAUCUCACGGCCUAUUUAAUAAUUCACAAGCAAAUACAGUAGGAAAUGCUUAAUGGAGACAUUUCCUUUGGAAUGGAAUUGGAUUCUUAAACUAGAUAAUUGACUUGGGGAAACAUUGGCCAUGGGCUGAACAUUUUAUUGAAACCUAAAACGUAGGGAAUAUUCUUAUCGAUCAGGUUUUGUGUUGACAUUUUAAUCAGGAAUUUCUGGUGCAUUUUGUUGCAUAGAUUUUCUGUACAAAGGCAAAGGUUGUGACCCAUUCAUAGCCAGUGAAAGGUAUCCCACCUCCCUAAACCUACAGAAAUUAAGACUUAAGAAUUUGUGAAUUAUUUUCAGAGUUCUGUUGCAAAUGUGUAAUUAAAAUAAGCUUUAAUUUAUUGUUUUAGUAGCAUGAACUCCAGGUCUGCAUUUUCAUUGCUGUGACCUAUUAGAUUGCCAGUUCAGUUUUUUUUGUGUUAUCAGUUUGUGUCUUGACAGGAAGAUGGUUUCAUAGCGAGUCCUUUUUUUUUUAAAGGCAAUACUUUUAACAAAAAUGUUUGAUAUAAAUGUCCUCAUGUCAUUUGUGGAAAUGGAACCACGAACAGUGUUUUUUAUGGGUUUUUUGCCAUUUCAACGUCUACAGUCUUGAUAUAGAACAGGAUGAACUGAAGAUGCGGACACAGCAAAGCUCGCCUGACAAGCCUCCUUUGAAAAUGAACCUGCACCAUGGAAGUUUGGGCAAGAAGUCCGUGAAAUCACAUCCAGUCUAAACCUUAAAUACUGCGGUCUUUAAAAAGGUGGACUUUUGAUGAGAAGAGUGGUAUGUUGUCGACAGUUGAACCAAGGGUGGUGUUGUUUUGUGUCAUCUCCAUUUUGUAAGCACUAACAGUUUGCUAAAGCAGACGCUAAAAAUGAAAUGCAGAUUAAUAAAAAAAAUGUAGGAUUAAUACUGUCUUAUCAAAAUAGUCCUCAAGCUGCCUAUAGGAUAUCUCCACGGUUACCAGUGUUUUUUUUAGGAAUGUAAAAGAGCUGUCUUUCCUGCUGCUGUGCAUGGCUAAUUGCAGAAGAAUAGGAUUGUAGUUAAUCUACAUCCUUGCUGAGUGUCAGGAGAGUGUCUGAUUGUAAGCCAUUGAAUGGGGAACUGAUUGCUCUCAUCAGUGGGACCUAUAUAACUCUUAGCAUGUUAAUUCUUUAUUCAGUUGGCUUACCAUUAAAUAUUCUCAACUACGUGUGUGAUGUGUUUUAAAAAAAAGUGUCACAGAUGAAAGUUUUUAUUUUAUUACAAAUCAAUUUUAUUUUGUUCGGGCUACCGUAAACACAAGAUGGUGAGCAAUUUACUUUCAGGGUUCAGAUGGCUGUACCAUAAACCCCGUGAGCAAUUUAUUGAUGUAAUCAGCACCCAGAAAAUGAAUUGCAGCCUUCGUACUUUUGCCACCUGUAAUUUUUUUUAAUAUACAUAGUCUUAAUAAAGUUAAACCAAUGCUAAUGAAAGUUGCUGACUGUUGUGAUAACUGCAGGAUGACAUCCACUUGACCGAAGAGUAUGAUGCAGUUCUCAAUUAGAAUUAUAAGGGAAUUAAAAGCAAUUGUGGUUUUCAUAUCUUCCACAGCUGUGAAAAUGAUUUCUUUUAAAUGGACGGUGUCAAAUUUGAACCAUCUUAUGCUUUUUAAUAAAAAUUUCUGCCAGAACAA